Molecule: messenger RNA, 3183 nt
Organism: Penicillium nucicola
Lineage: Eukaryota; Fungi; Ascomycota; Eurotiomycetes; Eurotiales; Aspergillaceae
Product: ubiquitin-ubiquitin ligase UFD2
Exons: 5
Coding region: 1-3183 (1060 amino acids)
Biological process (GO): protein polyubiquitination
Cellular component (GO): cytoplasm; ubiquitin ligase complex; nucleus
Molecular function (GO): ubiquitin-ubiquitin ligase activity
Source: RefSeq, a predicted model, not a curated record
AUGUCGGAUACCCUCUCCGACGCGGACAAGAUCCGCAAUAAGCGCCUUGCAAAGUUGUCCAACCCAAACCCAUCUCCCUCUCAAGACAAUACCUCCGAUUCAGCGCAAUCAUCGGCUCAUACCUCCCCGGCACAAUCUCCUUUGUCCGCCCACCCGACAGGUGGUUUCGGUGGAUCUCCCUCGUUCUCGCAGUCCCCGCUACAGUCAGAGGGGAAACGCAUCAAAAUCACACCGUCUACCCACACCCCAGAGCGAACACGAUCCAACCCGCCGUCAGCCCCCGGCACGCCCCCGCCCCAGAAGAUCGAGAGCAUCGAGACUUUCGAGGAUCGCACAUUAAGCGCCGUGUUCAAAAUUACCCUCAAGGAUGACGGGCGCCAGGAGAUUCACGGCAAGCGCACCUUCUUGCCAGGUCUGCGCAGCGAGCUAGAAGGAGAAAGUCAGGAUCUGCGGAUUCAAGUCUCUGUCUUGGAUCAGGCUCUUUUGGAAGCCGCUUCGAGUGCUGAACGAAACCGUCCUUUGGAUUAUCUGCUGCCAUGCUGGAAACGCAUCACACGGCUUUCAAAUGGGUUCCGUCGGACUGGAGAUGACGACCCCAAGUAUCAGAUCCUUUGCGAGGCGCGUCGGCUAUGCAUGAGUUAUUGUAUUUUCGCGAUUACCAUGCCAGAGAUGUUUGGAAGUGAUGGCUCUGGGCAAUCAUUAGCCUCAUAUCUGCUCCUAGACCCCGAAGAAGAACGUGGCAUUGAUUUCAGUUUCAUGAACGAAGCCGUGAAGAGGUUUGAUGAAGAUGAGAGUAUCAAGCCUGCAUUCAUUACUGCCGUAGAGCAACUGAGUGCGCAGCUUUCAUCUAUGGAUGUUAACGAUGACUACAAACCCUAUACCAUCGCUCUUCGCAAUCUUGUCCGCCACGGCACCCUUGCAGCUGCCCUCACAGAAUCAUCCAUUUUCAACGCUUCAAAAGAUCCGGCCCAGUUCGAGAAAGUCACUCUCCUAGGGCCGUGGUUCAGUUUAUCGCCUCUCCAGGGCAACGUCACAUUGUCUUAUUUCUCUAGUCCUAAGACGCGUGAUGCAGCUUACAUCUCGAAUGCGCAGCGGUCACUUCGGAUGACACAGCAACUGCUGAGCUCUGAUCUUCUGGACGUGAUCAACCAUCUGAUUCGAGCUUCAAAGGAGGCUCGGGAUCGUGUUUUGGAUUGGUUUGCCACUGCGCUCAACAUCAAUCACAAGCGACGCGCGAUGCAGGUGGACCCGGAACAAGUAUCUUCGGAUGGGUUCAUGUUCAACCUCACAACAUGUCUAGACCAGCUCUGUGAGCCUUUCAUGGAUGCUUCAUUCACCAAGAUUGACAGAAUUGACUCGGAUUAUCUCCAUCGAAACUCUCGGGUCGAAAUGCGCGAUGAGACCAAAAUUAAUGCGGAUCAGCAUGCAUCUGAUGCGUUCUAUUCCAAGAAGGUUGAAGGAACUUCAAACUUCAUCACUGAGAUCUUCUUCUUGACUGUUGCAGCUCAUCACUACGGCAGCGAGUCAUUGACCUCAAAAAUGGAGCAACUUGAAAAGGAUCUACGGCAGAUGGAGAAUAUGAUCACCAAGUUUGAACUUGAGCGCCACAAAUGGAUCAACAACCCGGCGCAGCUUGCCACUUUCGACAACGCCCUCAAGAAGUACAAGGACAAGUUUGAUUUGGGACUGGCCCUGAAGUACAGCCUCCAGGGUGUGCUAUUUGACGAUCAUUGGCAGAGCCGCUCUAUGCUUUUCAUGCGAUAUGUUACUGUAUGGCUUUUGAGACUUGUAUCCGGCAAGAAUUUCCCGACCGAUAAGAUUUCACUGCCACUGCCAGAGACACAGCCAGAAAUUUUCCAGUGCCUACCGGAAUAUUUCGUGGAGGACGUUGUUAGCAACUUCAAAUUCAUCAUGUGGUGCAUGCCACAGAUUAUCACUGCCACCCAGGGUGAUGAGCUGGUGAUGCUGUGCAUCACGUUCCUGGAAAGCUCUGCCUACAUCAAGAACCCUUACCUCAAAGCCGGCCUUGUCUCGAUUCUGUUCCGGGGCACUUGGAAACGCCCUGGUGGCGCCAGCGGCGUUUUGGUUGAUUUACUCAAUUCGCUCCCAUUCGCCAACGACCAUCUCCUUCAUGCAGUUAUGAAAUUCUACAUCGAAGCAGAGUUCACGGGAGCGCAUACACAGUUCUACGACAAGUUCAACAUUCGAUAUGAGAUCUUCCAGAUCAUCAAGUGCAUCUGGCCCAACACACUGUACAGACAAAAGCUGUCUAUUCAAGCCAACCAGAACUUGGACUUCUUUGUUCGAUUUGUCAACCUUCUAUUGAACGAUGUGACCUACGUGCUUGACGAGUCUUUUGGUGCCUUCAAGACCAUUACUAGCACCCAGACUGAACUCAACAUCAGCGGUGCCUCGAUGGAUGCUGCCACCCGCCAGCAACGAGAAGAGCACCUGUCACAAUCCCAGCGCAGCGCCAAGAACUACAUGCAGCUCACUAAUGAAACCGUGGCUAUGCUGAAACUGUUCACCGAGGCACUGGCAGAUUCAUUCACAAUGCCCGAAAUCGUGCAACGUUUAGCAGACAUGCUGGACUACAACCUUGAUGCCAUGGUGGGUCCCAAGAGCGCCACUCUUCGCGUCGACAACUUGCAAGAAUACGGCUUCAACCCGCGCGCCCUUCUGAGCGAGAUCGUCGAUGUUUAUCUGAACCUGACUGGGAAAGAGAACUUCAUUUUGGCCGUCGCUCGUGAUGGCCGGUCCUACAAGCCCGCCAACUUUGAGAAGGCGGCUGAUAUCAUCCGCAAAUGGUCUUUGAAAUCCCCCGAGGAGCUUCGUCGCUGGAGUCAGAUGCAGAAGAAGGUCCAGGCAGCUAGGCUAGCCGAUGAACAGGCAGAAGAGGAUCUUGGGGAGAUUCCAGAUGAAUUCCUGGAUCCUCUGAUGUACACCCUUAUGGAUGAUCCUGUUGUCCUCCCCGGCUCACGGAUCUCCAUUGAUCGAGCUACGAUCCGCUCACACCUGCUCAGUGACCCUCAUGAUCCAUUCAAUCGUGUGCCAUUGAAAAUGGAAGAUGUGGUUCCUGAUGACGACUUGAAGGCCAAGAUUGAAGCCUUCAAAUUCGAGAAAUUGGCCGGUAAACGCAAGGAGAUGGUCCCUCAUGAACAUAUGGACACAUCUACUGGUUAA